AUGGACCGGGAACAAGGUAAGGCAGCGGCGAGCCUGCCGGAUUUGGGAGCGACUGUGGCUAAUUCUGGGGACGAUUCCCGUUGGUGUGCAGUGACGGAGUUCCUGGGCCAGGUGCCGCUCCUGCAGUGCCUCCCCGGCUCCUCCAUCCGCAGGAUCGCCGAGGCCGUCCAGGUCAAGCACUACGAACCUGGUGAUUAUGUCGCCCGUGAAGGUGAACCCGUGGAUGGCCUUUGCAUCAUAUUGGAUGGGCAGGCUGAAGUUUCUGCUCCUGCAAACACAGAAGAAGCAAACCGUCCAGACUAUGUGUUAAAUAAGUAUGACUACUUUGGUUACGGGACCAAUAGUUCUGUACAUCAAGUAAAUGUUAUUGCGGUGACAAAGCUGUCCUGCUUUGUAUUGCCAAGUCAAUAUGGACAUCUGCUGCAAACCAAGACAAUUUGGAAUGCAGAAGAAACACCUGAAAGCCAUUCAUUGAUGGAACAAAUUUUACAUUUAGAGAAAUUAGAGGUUGAUAUCUUUCGUGGAUUUACUUUGCCAGAAGCUCCAACUUUUAAUCAAGUUUUUGGAGGACAAUUGAUUGGGCAGGCACUAGCAGCAGCAUCCAAGACUGUCGAUUGCCUGAAACUUGUGCAUAGUCUGCAUGCAAUUUUUCUAAUAGCAGGAGACAAUAACAUGCCAAUAAUAUAUCAAGUGCAUCGGGAGCGUGAUGGAACCAGCUUUGCCACCAGAAAAGUGGAGGCAAAGCAGAAAGGCCUUGUUAUGUUCACUUUAAUUGUUUCUUUCCAGAAGGAAGAAUUAGGGUUUGAGCAUCAGGCUGCAAUCAUGCCUGUCGUUCCUCCUCCAGAACAGCUCCUGAAUAUGGAGGAGAUACGGGAAAGAAGACUCACUGAUCCACGGUUUCCGAUGCAAUAUAGGAACUCAGCUGCCAAGAAAAAGUUUGUACCUUGGCCCAUUGAAAUGAGGUUCUGCCAAGAUUCUAAAUCUCAACAUGAACCAAGCCUGCAUUAUUGGUUUAGAGCUAGAGGAAAACUUUCGGAUGAUCCAGCUCUGCAUAGAUGCGUUGUAGCAUAUGCUUCGGAUCUACUAUAUUCAGGCGUCAGCCUAAAUCCGCACCGGAAGAGGGGUUUGAAGACAUACUCUCUCAGUCUUGAUCACUCGAUGUGGUUCCACAAGCCUGUGAAAGCUGAUGACUGGUUGUUAUAUGUGAUCGACAGCCCAUCCGCACAUGGUGGUAGGGGAUUCGUCACCGGACGUAUGUUCAACCGGCAAGGAGAGCUCAUCGUGUCGCUGACCCAAGAGGCGUUGAUUAGGAGGGCCAAGACACCCGGGCAAACCCCAAGGCCGAAGCUUUGA
This is a messenger RNA of Triticum turgidum subsp. durum (durum wheat), 1353 nucleotides long. Lineage: Eukaryota; Viridiplantae; Streptophyta; Magnoliopsida; Poales; Poaceae. The record is from the annotation of a GenBank genome assembly.